Messenger RNA from Chrysochloris asiatica (Cape golden mole), 1641 nucleotides. RefSeq names its product epoxide hydrolase 2, cytoplasmic (gene EPHX2). NCBI's taxonomy places the organism in Eukaryota, Metazoa, Chordata, Mammalia, Afrosoricida, Chrysochloridae. The record is from RefSeq and is a predicted model, not a curated record. The transcript is spliced from 18 exons. Bases 1 to 1641 code for a protein of 546 amino acids. Gene Ontology annotation, cellular component: peroxisome. Gene Ontology annotation, molecular function: lipid phosphatase activity; magnesium ion binding. Gene Ontology annotation, biological process: cholesterol homeostasis; phospholipid dephosphorylation.
AUGGCGCUGCGCGCGGCAGUGUUCGACCUGGACGGGGUGCUGGCUCUGCCUUCGCUCACCGCCUCCUUCCGCCGCACGGAGGAGUCCCUGGCGCUUCCUAGAGGCUUUUUAAAUGACGUUUUCAAGAAAGGAGGUUCAGAUGGUUCCAGUGUCCGCCUCAUGAAAGGAGAGAUGACCCUUUCCCAGUGGGUGCCGCUCAUGGAAGAAGAUUGCAGGAAACAUUCCGAGGCCUCUGGAGUCCGCCUCCCAGAGAAUUUCUCUAUAAAUCAAAUCUUUGGGAAGGCGAUUUCAGCAAGAAAGAUCAACCACCCUAUUCUCCAGGCAGCUGUGACUCUUAGAAGGAAGGGUUAUACAACCUGCAUCCUCACCAAUAACUGGCUGGACGAUAGUGCCCAGAGAGGCUGCCUGGCCCAGAUGAUGAACGAACUGAAGCCUCACUUCGACUUCCUCAUAGAGUCAUGUCAUGUUGGAAUGGUCAAGCCUGAGCCUCAGAUUUACAAGUUAGUACUGGACACCUUGCAGGUCAGCCCCAGUGAGGUUGUUUUCUUAGAUGAUGUUGGGACUUAUCUGAAGCCAGCUUGGAAUUUGGGAAUGGCCACCAUCCUUGUCCAUGAUACCAACACUGCCCUGAGAGAACUGGAGAAAGUAACCGGCAUGCAGCUUUUCAACACUGCAACUCCACUGCCAACCCUAUGUAAGCUUAGUGACAUGAGCCAUGGAUACGUGCCAAUAAAGCCGGGGGUCCGUCUGCACUUUGUGGAGCUGGGCACUGGGCCUGUGGUAUGCCUCUGCCAUGGCUUCCCGGAGAGCUGGUUCUCGUGGAGGUACCAGAUCCCUGCAAUAGCACAGGCGGGCUUCCGUGUACUUGCUGUGGACAUGAAAGGAUAUGGAGAGUCCUCUGCUCCUCGAGAAAUAGAAGAAUAUUCCAUGGAAGUUUUAUGUAAGGAGAUGAUAACCUUCCUGGAUAAAUUGGGUAUCUCUCAAGCAGUGUUCAUUGGACACGACUGGGGAGGCAUGCUGGUGUGGCACUUAGCUCUCUUCUACCCUGAGAGAGUCAGGGCAGUGGCCAGUUUGAAUACGCCCUACCUGCCGGUAGAUCCCAAUGUGCCCCUGAUGGAGAAGAUCAAAGCAAAUCCUCUUUUUAGUUACCAACUCUACUUCCAAGAACCAGGAGUAGCUGAGGCUGAACUGGAAAAGAACCUGACUCGGACUUUCAAAGGCAUAUUCAGAAGACAUGAGGAGGUGAAGGGAGGAUUAAUGGUGAAAAUCCCAGAUGAGCCCAGUCUCAGCACAAUGAUAACCGAGGAGGAAAUCCAGUUCUAUGUGCAGCAGUUCAAGAAGUCUGGUUUCAGAGGCCCCUUAAACUGGUAUCGAAACAUGGACAGGAACUGGCAGUGGGGCUGCAAAAGUGUGGGACGGAAGAUCCUGAUUCCAGCCCUGAUGGUAACUGCUGAAAAUGACCACGUGCUCAUUCCAGAGAUGUCCAAACAUAUGGAGAAUUGGAUUCCCCACCUGAAGAGGGGACACAUUAAGGAUUGUGGACACUGGACACAAAUGGAAAAGCCUGCCGAGUUGAAUCAAAUCCUCGUUGAGUGGUUGGAAACAGAUGCAAGAGACCCACCAGUGAUCUCGAAGCUCUAG